This is a messenger RNA of Triticum aestivum (bread wheat), 1134 nucleotides long. Its product is annotated as ubiquitin recognition factor in ER-associated degradation protein 1. Gene Ontology annotation, molecular function: polyubiquitin modification-dependent protein binding. The record is from RefSeq and is a predicted model, not a curated record. Gene Ontology annotation, cellular component: VCP-NPL4-UFD1 AAA ATPase complex. The transcript has a single exon. The coding region runs from base 168 to 977 and encodes 269 amino acids. Gene Ontology annotation, biological process: ubiquitin-dependent protein catabolic process; ERAD pathway. NCBI's taxonomy places the organism in Eukaryota, Viridiplantae, Streptophyta, Magnoliopsida, Poales, Poaceae.
GAUUGAUCCAUCGAUCUUUUGAGUUGAUUCGAUCUCUUCUCAUGGAGGCAGCGGCGGCCGGAUCAUCGGCAAUGCAGUGGGAGAGCAAGGAGGAGGAGGCGUGGCAGGCGUACCUCCGGCAGCAGCGGUCGCGCCGCGGCUGAGCGCAGUACCUCCGGGGCCGCCCCAUGGCCCUCCUCGGCAACGCGGGCGCCGACGACGGCAACUGGGUCAUCCUGCCGGCGUCGGCGCUGGACCGGAUCUUGUCGGUGGGGCUGGGGUACCCGAUGCUCUUCCGCGUCCAGAACGCCGCCACCCUCGAGGCCUCCCACUGCGGCGUGCUCGAGUUCGGCUGCGAGGAGGGGUUCGUGCACGUGCCCGCCCACGCCAUGGCGCGGCUCGGGCUGGAGGAGGGCGACCUCGUGCUGCUGACCAGCACGUCGCUCCCCAAGGCCACGUCCAUCAAGCUGCGGCCGCACACCACCGACUUCCUGGGCGCCAAGGACCACAAGGAGCUGCUCGAGUACAACCUGAAGAACUACUCCACGGUCACGGUCGGCGACACCAUCACCGUCGCCGAGGGGGACAAGCGGUACCUGCUCGACGUCGUCGAGGCCACGCCCGCCGACGCCGUCUCCACCCUCGACACCGACUGCGAGGUCGACUUCGCGACGCCGCUCGACUACGUGGAGCCGCCGGUUGCUCCCGCGCCGGUGAAGGUCGCCGCCGCCCCAUGCCAGGACUGCGCCCACGGCGGCGAGCGGCGGUUCGCCGGCGUCGGGAUAAGGAUGGACGGGAAGCCCGUGGAGCAGACGCCGCCCCCUGCGCCGGCGCCGGCGCCGGGAUCUUCGGGCAAGGGGAAGAGUGCUAGUGAGAAUGUGCUUCGGUUCUUCAGCGGCCGCCGCUUGCCGCCCCCUGGCGCCAAGUCGGCGAAGAAGGUGGACGGCGAGGAGGACAAGGAUGCCAAACGGUUCGCCGGCCAGAAGUAUACCCUCUAGAAGACCCAAGCAACGACUGAAACAAUGUCUGCAGUUGAUGAUUUCAGUUAGUCAGACAGAAGUUUAAGUUUGCCAAGAAAAUAUAUGGCUUUUAAUUUUUAAUUUUUGACACAAUGUAUUGUGGCUAUCUACCUAGAUGUUGGUGAAAAUUUGGCCA